This is a messenger RNA of Platichthys flesus (European flounder), 884 nucleotides long. RefSeq lists its product as uncharacterized. The record is from RefSeq and is a predicted model, not a curated record. Lineage: Eukaryota; Metazoa; Chordata; Actinopteri; Pleuronectiformes; Pleuronectidae. The transcript has 2 exons. Gene Ontology annotation, molecular function: ciliary neurotrophic factor receptor binding. Bases 22 to 648 code for a protein of 208 amino acids. Gene Ontology annotation, biological process: negative regulation of neuron apoptotic process; ciliary neurotrophic factor-mediated signaling pathway.
UCUGUGUUACACUCGAGUCACAUGUCUCCUCUUUAUCUUUGUUCAGUUUUCGUCUACAUAAUCCUGGAACUGCAGUGGAGGCCUGUGUUUUCUGCUCCAGCUCACAAGAGCUGCAGUGAGUUACCCAGCACCGUCUCUCUCUCAAAGCUGCUGCGACAUGAAGCCAAAGACCUACUGAAGCACUAUAUAACAUUUCAUGGACCCAGGUCUAAUUCCAGCUCAGAGGUGGUUCCUGACUCAACGGUGUCCGGGGUCAACGUGUCUGAGAAGCUGCAGGACGUCUACGUCAAGAACGAGCUCUUCCGUUUGCACGUUUUGAAAGUUGUGCAGCAUCACUCAGAAAUAUUUGGAAACAAAGAACCUGUGGCCGGGCCCCUGUCGCGGGUCAAGGACCGACUCUCACACCAUUCAUCUAAAGUAGAGCAUCUUCUCAAGGGCUUCUUUCCUGGCGUGCCUUUGCCAUCGAAGCCGGCCCUGCCGAGGUUGACCGCUGGUCACACUUAUGCUAAAAAAAAUUAUGGAUGGCUUGUCCUUGUCAGACUGAGGGACUGGGAAGAACACGUGCUGCAGCUACUGGAGGAGAUGAAGAACAUGUGUGUCCCGCAGAGGCUGAAACGGCUACUCCACACAUUUAACAGUUUACUCUGAAGAACUUUCUCAACACCUGCGAUAGUAAAGUGACGUCCCCUGACUGUGUGAAUCCACAACUGGAACAAAUAGUCCGAAGAUUUCCUCCUUCAUUUGUCACAUGUUUGUGUUAAAGCCCCGAAACCAAGUCAAAUAUUUAUUUGUUUAAAAUAUGAAUUAUGUGAAUCAAAUUACAUUUAUCGGAAUAUUUAGAUUACAUCUUUAUAUUUAUAUCUUGAAUAUGUCUUUAUUUUCUA